CACUCCCCUCUCGUUUAAAGGGCGCUUCGUGGUUCUGCUACUCGUUGAAACUGCUCUCUGCCGUACAGAUUAUUCGACUAUGGAAAGCUUUAUGAUCGCUCUGUGAUGUUUUCUGCAGAACUGGAAGCCAAUUCUCGAGGUAGUUGAUGAUGAAAGAAAGGACCACUGCCUCCCCACUAAAACGGAUUCUGAUGAACUGUGGAGCUCAGGCAAAAGAAUAUGGGAGUUGUGUUGCAGCAAAGGUUCCUCAAAUUGAACGUGAUAUGUGUUUGAAAGAAUUUCUUACAUUAAAGAAUUGCAUGCAGAAUGUGCUCAAAGGGAAGCAUUAGAUUUACAGAUUUGCCUCCUCGUAUAUAUUGGAGCCACAUAUAUCUUGGUACAUUCAGAAAAAGUGUUAUUUCUCCGGAGAAGGACUCCCUGUGAUUAUCAACUUCAAACCUCAAACUUGAAACACAAGACUGAUUUAAAUGUUUGGGAAUACAUCAAGUUCUCAACCCACAGUCGGAUUUGGUGGAUCUGGUGCUCUGUCACAUACGUACAUCCAGUAUCCACCCUUAAGAUGCAGAAAUGAUGGGUCAAGAGGUUUAUUUUAUGAUGACGGAAAUAAACUAUUAAUCUCGCCGACCUCUGAUAAGGUUGUUUCUUGGAAAACUUCUCCCUUUACUCCUGAUGUUGCUCCAACUACUGAUACAAUAAGCGAGGGGCCAGUACUGUCUGUCCGCUAUUCUUUAAAUGCAAAGCUUAUAGCUGUCCAACGAUCAAAUCAUGAGGUCCAGUUUUGGGUCAGAGAAACUGGAGAGACUUUUAGUCAGAAGUGCAGGUCUGAGUCCGAUAGCAUAUUGGGCUUCUUUUGGACAGAUUGUGCAGUUUGUGAUAUUGUAUUUGUCAAGACCAGUGGGCUGGACCUCUACACUUACAUGCCAGAGCUAAAAUCACUUGAUUUGGUUGAGACAAAGAAAAUGAAUGUGAGUUGGUACAUCUACACACAUGAAAGCCGCUUAAUAGUUAUUGCUUCAGGAAUGCAAUGCAAAAGCUUUACUGGAUAUCAGCUUUCUUCUGCGGGCAUAAUUCGAUUGCCAAGGUUUGAGAUGGCAAUGGCAAAGUCUGAUGUUAAUAGCAAGCCUGUUCUUGCUGCUGAAGAUGUUCAUAUUGUCACUGUUUAUGGAAGGAUAUACUGCUUACAAGUAGAUAGAGUUGCAAUGCUACUGCAUUCAUAUAGAUUUUAUCGUGAUGCUGUUAUCCAGCAGGGUUCUCUACCUGUUUAUUCCAGCAAGAUAGCAGUAAGUGUGGUUGACAAUGUUCUGCUCGUCCAUCAAGUGGAUGCAAAGGUUGUCAUAUUAUAUGAUAUAUUUGCAGAUUCACGAACACCUGUAUCUGCUCCACUUCCUCUUUUAAUAAGGGGCUUGCCACGCACCGGUAUUCCAUCCUCUCAAACAAGUAGGAAGGAUGCAGAAAGUUCAGAGACAACACUGUUUAAUGAUCCGUCGUCUCAUUUGUAUAGCGAUGACUGGAAUUUUCUUGUUCCCUGCCUUGUAUGUGAUGUUUCCACUGGUUUUUUGUGGAAGAUUGAUUUGGAUUUGGAGGCAAUUUCUGCAAGUAGCUCAGAAGUUCCAUCAGUCCUUGAGUUUUUGCAGCGGAGGAAGUUGGAAGCAAAAAAGGCUAAACAGUUGUGUUUGGAACUAGCUCGCUCUCUCAUCAUUGAGCGAAGACCUCUCCCUAUGGUUUUCCGGGCAAUAGAGGUAUUGGUGAACUCUUUCUCGUAUUCACUUAAAACGGGCAGUUACUUGAAGGGUGGGAAGUCAGAGAAACCCGCAGUUCCUGGUGUAUCUGAGAACAGUGUCAGUACAGGCACCAGUGACAAUAUUAGUAGUGCAGAUGCAUCUGGUAAAUCUGUCAAAACUGGACCUGCAAGCGGAGUUGACCGUAGAACUAUACACAAUUCUAGCUUCUUAACUUCAGACUCCGAGGAUAAUGCUAAUUUCAAGAAGGCGAAGGCCAAAUUUCUUGAUACUAAUUCUUCUAGUGGGAAUAUAGACGGAGAAACUUCAGUGGGUGCUGAUGCAUCUAGAAUUGAAGAUCAUUCAAUGGCUUCAGAACCUCAGCUACAUGAUAACCAACCACUGAAUGCUAAUGUCUCUGAACAGCAAGACUCCCAAGUUACUUCAGCAGCCAUUCCACCAGAUGAGCUGUAUAACUUUGUAUUUGCUUCUGUGGAGGAAGAGAUGAUUGCAGAUGCUUCUUACUUGUUUGCCAUCAUUGUCGAGUUCAUAAGGAGCGCCAACUUGGAGAAAAUAAAACUGCAUCCAAAUAUCUAUCUGAUGGCAGUGCGGCUGCUUGGUCGAAACGAGAGAUAUGCUGAACUUGGAGAGUUUAUUCUGAAUAAGAUAAUUGAGCCCUCGAAAGAGGUUGCACUUCAACUGCUAGAGACCGGGCGUCAGAAUGUCCAAACGAGAAAGUUGGGCCUGGAUAUGCUGAGACAACUCCAGCUUCAUCACGACUAUGUGGUGUUGCUUGUACAAGAUGGAUGUUAUCUUGAAGCCUUACGUUAUGCACGCAAGAAUAAGGUUAAUAGUCUGCGGCCGUCCCUGUUCUUAGAAGCAGCAUAUGCAUCAAAUGACCCACAACAAUUAGCUGCAGUUCUAAGAUUCUUCCGUGAUUUCAUACCGGGGUUCAGAACCACUUCAGAACAUAGUACGUACAUCCGUGCUCUUGCCGAUAUGCAUUCGUCAAUUGCUGUGUGAGGUCUGUUUGCUUUUCGAAUUUCCGAAAUGAAGAUUAAAAACCUGCAACUCUUUUUAUAAAAAUGGCAACUCUUGUAGACGAGUUGCACAUAAUUUGUCUGUGGUUCAUGUUGUCAAUUUUAAAAGUAAAAUGAAUAAAACUAGGCAAUGGAAAAUGUAUCAAACUUGAGUUUAAUUUUUC
Molecule: messenger RNA, 2922 nt
Organism: Cynara cardunculus var. scolymus (artichoke)
Lineage: Eukaryota; Viridiplantae; Streptophyta; Magnoliopsida; Asterales; Asteraceae
Exons: 15
Coding region: 468-2741 (757 amino acids)
Biological process (GO): regulation of autophagy
Cellular component (GO): lysosomal membrane; late endosome membrane; Mon1-Ccz1 complex
Source: RefSeq, a predicted model, not a curated record